AUGCAUAGUGCUGGUCAACGCCGGACCAAACAGCCUGAUAGGUUCAAUCCCUCCAAUUAUUACCCCUCCCCCAUACUUCCUGCCACUGAUUUUGAUAUCACCAUGUCAGGUACUGAAGAUGCAAAUCAAUCCCUAGUAGGAAACCCCUCCCUCUCUUUAGAGUCGUUGGCCCAGUUAAUAUCCAACAUGUCUGAUGCGUUCAACUCUCAGCUAGAUAAUGUCUCCCGGAAGUUCGGUGAACUCGACGCGCGCCUGGAUGAACUAUGUCUUAGAAUCGAUGACAAUGACUCUGAAGUCAACGUUAAGUUCACACAAUUUCAAUCCUCAGUCAACAAAGAUCUCAUUGCCAUACAAAACGAAAAUUCCCAACAACAACAGCGGACCCAAGAAUCCCAAAAAUGUACAAUCAAUUCCCAACGCGCGCUUAGUGACACCAUCAGAGCCCUCGGAGAUAGGAUCAGCCUUGUCGAAGGUCAAAGUGCCAGGCUAGCUGCUCUGGAAAAUAAAUUUCAAAAUUCUGUCCCUCUAGUUUCCCCCCCAAUAACCUGUUCACAGUCAAUGCCUCAAGUUUCCUUUAAUAGUAUCUUAACUUCCACUACCGUCGCUCAUCCUAUUCCAACACAAUCCGCUAUCCCUUCAAAUACUUCUAGUUUUUCCGCCCCUAAUUACAAUAUAUCAUUUCCUAACCAAACCACGUCCACAAUAAAUAGUACCACCCUUUCCAACAGCACUGGCAUUAGCCUCGAUUCUGCAAAGCUUCCCCCCUAUGAUGGUCAACUCAUUCCAGUUCACCCUGAGGAGUUCAUUGAACAGGCCGAACAGUAUUUUCUCACCCAGCCCCCAGUCCCCGAUAAUGUCAAAAUUAUAUCAAGUCUAAAUUCGUCGAAGGUGCCCGUCUCUGGUACACCACUCUACUUCCCCCCCAACAAAUUAUCAAGAUUUUUUAGUAACAUUUCGUAA
Molecule: messenger RNA, 960 nt
Organism: Macrosiphum euphorbiae (potato aphid)
Lineage: Eukaryota; Metazoa; Arthropoda; Insecta; Hemiptera; Aphididae
Source: the annotation of a GenBank genome assembly